AUGGGUGAUGAUUCGAAUAAGGUGUUUUCAUAUUCUGAUACAAAGAAAAUAUCUGAAAUUCUUAAAGAAGUUUCAUUCAUCGAUGAUUUUUCCAAGAAAUCAUCGAAGCUGGAAUUUUAUGUUCAUGCAUUGGAACUAGAAAUGACAAAAAUUGAUGCUUUCAAGCGUGAACUUCCUCACUCCAUGAGCCUGUUAAAGGAUGCGAUUGAGAGAUUAAAGGAAGAGGGAUUGCAGUGGAAGGGAAAAGAUGUGGAACCAGUGAUUGACAAGAAGAAUUGGAUGAGUUCUGCUCAGCUGUGGAGCACUCCUGUUCACUAUGGGAAUAAUUUUGAUAUCAGAAAUCAAGACUCCAUUUUGCACCAAAAACUAUGCAGUGAAUUGUUUCAUAGAAAUUUAGUUGAUUGCACCUCUGCUGCUGUUGGAGCUUUGGCUACACCAAAGCAAAUUAGAGAACACAUGAAAGUAGAUGGCCUGACCAAUGAUGAAGUGAAAAGCCAUUUGCAGAAAUACAGGCUUCAUAUCCGUAAGCUUCCUACUUCAUCGACUGAUGUGUCGAGUUGCUCGCGGUUAACGCAAGAUCCAUGCAAGGCUAUUGUUGCACAAUCUGGCUCCCCACAAAGCCCUCUGCAUCCGGGAGGGUCACCUAAAGGGCUCUCAGCCACCGAUCGAGGCAGCAUGGAAGAAGAGGAUGAUAAGUCAGAAAGCCAUAGUUGGAAGGGUCUGCUUCACAAGCCAGUUGACGAACAGUAG
This is a messenger RNA of Fraxinus pennsylvanica, 750 nucleotides long. The record is from the annotation of a GenBank genome assembly. Lineage: Eukaryota; Viridiplantae; Streptophyta; Magnoliopsida; Lamiales; Oleaceae.